CGCCGGGUGCCGGGCGCCCCGCAGCGGCCGGGCAGGACGUGCCUCCUCCAACCGCGCCCGCGCCCGCGCCCGCCGAGCGCUCGGUGAAAAGGAAGGAGGAGCCAGGGGCACCGAGCGGGUGGAGUCGGGAGUCGGAGGGCGGUGGAAGCGGAUUUCCUGGGCCGGCUCUCUGGAGCUGCCAUGGCGUUUGGGAAGAGUCACCGGGAUCCCUAUUCGACCUCCGUGGGCCACCUCGUAGAAAAGGCCACAUUUGCUGGAGUUCAGACUGAAGACUGGGGCCAGUUCCUGCAUAUCUGUGAUAUAAUUAACACUACCCAGGAUGGGCCAAAAGAUGCAGUAAAAGCUUUGAAGAAAAGGAUCUCUAAAAACUACAAUCAUAAAGAAAUCCAACUUACCUUGUCAUCAUGUUGUUGAUUGACAUGUGCAUGCAGAACUGUGGUCCAAGUUUCCAAUCUCUGAUUGUGAAGAAGGAAUUCGUUAAAGAAAGUCUAGUUAAGCUGCUGAAUCCCAGAUACACCUUGCCAUUAGAUGUUCAGAAUAGAAUCUUGAAAUUCAUUAAGACUUGGUCACAGGGCUUUCCAGGAGGAGUGGAUGUAACUGAAGUGAAAGAAGUAUACCUCGACUUGCUUAAGAAAGGUGUUCAGUUUCCUCCCUCAGAUGCAGAGGCUGAAACAGCAAGGCAGGAGGCUGCCCCAAGCUCAUCACAUCCACCAACAUCUGUCCCUACUGCACCUGCUCUCCCUUCUGUAAUUGCUGCCAAGAAUCCGACUAUUUCAUUGGUCCCAGAACAGAUUGGAAAAUUGCACAGUGAAUUGGAUAUGGUGAAAAUGAAUGUGAAAGUGAUGACUGCCAUAUUGAUGGAGAACACUCCUGGAUCUGAAAACCAUGAAGACAUAGAGCUUCUGCAGAAACUUUACAAGACGGGUCAGGAGAUGCAGGAGAGGAUCAUGGACCUGCUUGUGGUAGUGGAAAACGAAGAUGUAACUGUUGAGCUAAUUCAAGUGAACGAGGAUUUGAAUAAUGCCAUCCUUGGAUAUGAGAGGUUUACUCGAAACCAACAAUGGCUUUUGGAACAAAGUAGGAACCAGCAGGAAGCCACCAACACUGGCAGUGAGCCUUCUGCUCCAUCUUGUGAUCUUCUUGACCUGAGUCCCAGCCCUCGGAUGCCUGUGGCCAUUCAGGGAGAACUCAGCAACAUGAAUGCUCAGCUUUCUGACUUAAGUUUCAGCUCUUCAAGUCCUGUUGUAACAAACAACUUGAAUCCCAGUCUUUAUCCACAGGUGGAUUUGUUAGCCUUGGAAAACACAGAAAUACCCCCGUUUGCCCAAAGGACCAGCCAAAACCUUGCCUCAGGUCAUACAUACGAUAAUUUUCUGGAACACUCACAUUCAGAGUUACUACAGCCAGUUAGCCUACAGAGUGUCACAGCAACACCUUCAAACCAGAGGCUGCCACCCCUGCCCAGCAGUCACCCAGCAAUGGCAAACAAUGAUCUCCAGUCACCCAAUUACUACGAGGUAAUGGAGUUUGAUCCCUUAGCUCCUGCUGUCACCACAGAAGCUAUUUAUGAAGAAAUUGAUGUCCAUUACCACAAAGGAGCUCAAAGUCAUAGUGACUGUUGAGGUACAAGACUUUAAUGUACACAACUUACAUUCCACAUUCCUUAUAAUUUCAGUAUAAUUGUCACUUUUUUAUUCAGUAUUUACAUUUUCUAAGGACCACCUGAAUCUAACAGUUUAGUGAAAUAUGAAUUUCCCUGAAUCACUCAAACUGUAAUGAACUGUUGUUUACUAGUGAAAAUACAUUUGUCACCUUGUCAGCUAUAAAUGAG
Castor canadensis (American beaver) is the source of this 1831-nucleotide messenger RNA. The record is from RefSeq and is a predicted model, not a curated record. Lineage: Eukaryota; Metazoa; Chordata; Mammalia; Rodentia; Castoridae.